Messenger RNA from Cryptomeria japonica (Japanese cedar), 546 nucleotides. RefSeq lists its product as uncharacterized. Bases 1 to 546 code for a protein of 181 amino acids. Lineage: Eukaryota; Viridiplantae; Streptophyta; Pinopsida; Cupressales; Cupressaceae. The transcript has a single exon. The record is from RefSeq and is a predicted model, not a curated record.
AUGCAACCAUGGCAACAGGCAUGGAGGCCACAUGCACCACAACCUACACCAUACCCACAAUCCUAUCCACCACAAGUUCCAUUUCCUCCUCCACCUCUAAUAAGUCCUUACCAACAACCACAACAAUUCCUUCCGCCUAUACCAUCAUCUUCAUCUAAUCCCCCACUUAACCCACCACAACCACCAAAGCCAACAUCAUUGCCCACUCAACCAAACCCCAAUCCUAAUAAUAAGCCAUCCCAACUUGUGUAUACUAAUGAGGUGGUAGGUUAUCCCACUUAUCCAAUUAAUGCAGUAGAACUUGAGGGCAUACAACUAAGGUCAAGAAAAGCCCUCCAAGGUCCUACAAUCAUAGAAAUAAAUGAAGAACUCGAGGAGGAGCCUGAAAAAGAACCUCCAUUUCCUAAUCAAUUUCUUUCUAAACCUGUACAAAAGGAGAUUAUACAAACUGAAUUUGAUCUUAUCAAUGAGCUCCGCAAUGUUAAUAUGAAAAUUCCUUUGUUGCAGGCUAUCAAAGAUAUUCCGGUGUACAAUAAAACAGUUUGA